Messenger RNA from Fonsecaea erecta, 1722 nucleotides. RefSeq lists its product as hypothetical. Gene Ontology annotation, biological process: transmembrane transport. NCBI's taxonomy places the organism in Eukaryota, Fungi, Ascomycota, Eurotiomycetes, Chaetothyriales, Herpotrichiellaceae. Bases 1 to 1722 code for a protein of 573 amino acids. Gene Ontology annotation, cellular component: membrane. The transcript is spliced from 3 exons. Gene Ontology annotation, molecular function: transmembrane transporter activity. The record is from RefSeq and is a predicted model, not a curated record.
AUGGCUACUACCGUUGAGAAAGCUUCGGCACAGAUGGAUGUCAAGGAUACAUCUACUCCAUCAGACCCGCCUUCCAUUACGGAAGGCGUUCAGGACAACGUCGGCGUCGGCGUCGUCCUGACCCAUGACGAAUACCAUCUGGCCACCCUGGGUUACAAGCAAGAGUUCAUCCGGUCCCUGGGCUUUUUUGAGAGCUGGGCAGCGACCUUUACGUCGAUGAACUUCAUCUCCGGCAUCCCCGUCCUGUUCGGCUGGGUUUUAUACACCGGAGGACCCCAAGCGGCCUUCGCGAACUGGACGAUGGUGGGCGGCCUGUCGUGCGUCGUGAGCUUGGUGAUGGCGGAGCUGGCGGCGGCCCUGCCCACCACCGGCGGCAUCUACUUCUGGAGUUACCGUCUGGGCGGACAGAAGUACGGGCCCUUCCUGAGCUGGAUGACGGCCUGGUGGAACUGGGCGGGCUGGAUCACCGUCGUGCCCGGCGUGCAACAAGGCUCGACCAACUUCCUGGUCUCGGGCCUGAUGAUCAAGUACCCCGACGCCGAAGUCCUCCACAAGGGGUGGUUCCUGUGGCUGCUCACGAGCAUCGGCAUGAUCUUCGCCAUGAUCCCCAACAUCUACAACCCGCGGCUGCUGCGCUACUACUUCCGCUUCGCCGUGGUCAUCUUCUUCUCCCUGUUCUUCAUGUACUGGAUCUGGUUCCCGAUCAAGGCGUCCGAGAAGCAUUUCAACAGCAGCCACGGCGCGUUUGGCUUGUUCUACAACGGCAUCAACUUGGGAGACAAGAAGGAGGCCUCGGAUGGCUACUGUUGGGUCAUUUCUGUCCUGUUCGGAGCCUGGGUCUUUUACGGGUACGAUGCAUCGGCACAUUUGGCCGAAGAAACCAAACAGGCCUCCACCGUCGUCGCCAAAGGGAUCUACAUGUCCACUUUCUCGGCCUGGUUUCUGUCGAUCCCGACCCUCAUCAUCAUUCUCUUCUGCAUGCAAGAUUUCGACGGCAUCAUCUCAGCGACAUACGCAAACAACUGGGCCGAGUACCUGGUGCAACUCAUCGGUGAGAACGGCGCGGUCGCCAUCCUGUCCCUGCUCUGGGUCGACAGCACGUGUGCCACGGCAAGCUGCUUCAUGUCCGCCCAGCGAGUCACCUAUGCCAUCUCCCGCGACGGUGUGCUGCCCUUCAGCUUCUUCUUCAGGAAGCUCUCCAAGCGCAAGAUGGCCGUCAAUGCCGCGCUGCUCGUGUUUGUCAUGUCUGUGGCGAUCACGACGGCCGUCAUCGGCUCUGCAGUCGCCUUCUCCGCCAUCACCGCCACGGCCACCAUCGCCACGAACUUCUCGUAUCUGAUCCCCAUCGUCGCGCGACAGACCGUGGGACGCAAGUCGUUUGUGCCGGCCAAGUGGAAUCUCGGAAAGUUUUCCGCUCCGCUGGCCGUGGUGGCCAGUGCGUACAUCCUGUUCCUCUUCGCGGUCCUUCUCCUGCCGCAACUGUACCCGGUGGACGCCAACACGCUGAACUAUGCACCCAUCUGCAUCGGGAUCAUCACCAUCAUCAGCUUGGUGGGAUGGUUCCUCCCCGUCUGGGGUGCCAUGCACUGGUUCCAAGGUCCGAUCAAGACCAUCUCCGAAGAAGAGUUUCGAAAUGCCCGGGUCGAAGGAGGCGUGGCGACGGUCGAGGAAGGAGACGCCGCGGCAAACUUUGAGUACGGACACCGGCGGAAGAGCGUGUGA